Messenger RNA from Salvia hispanica, 709 nucleotides. The record is from RefSeq and is a predicted model, not a curated record. NCBI's taxonomy places the organism in Eukaryota, Viridiplantae, Streptophyta, Magnoliopsida, Lamiales, Lamiaceae.
CUCCUCGAAUGCAUGCAAAUACGCUCUUCAAUCACCUCCUCUCCACCUUUUGCAUCUAAAACACGGUACAACACCGAGGUCGGCUUCUCCCUAACCAUAGACUUGACAUUUAUCUACCAUCAUGUUUAAUUGCCCAACCACAACAACCAUUAAUGAAGAUGGAUGAAGUAUCGAAUUGCUGGUGUAUAUAAGGCAGCUUUCUUCUACCGGAGGAAGUGGAUUCGAGAGAUGGAUACCCUCCUUCUCUCGACUAUGGUUAAUAUGAGGGGUGGUUGGGAAUGGGACGACGAUUGCGGUUCUGAGGAAGUGCUUCACAUUCUCCGUGGAGUGAUCAACCCUCCUUUCGGCGCUGAGCUUUCUACCGAAGAUAUAGCCGUUCGAGUGAAACUAAUGAAGGCCCGACACUUGACGUUCAAGAAAGUUAUGAGGACGAACCGAGCAUAUUGGAAUAUGAAAGACAAGGUAGUGUCAGCCGACGAGUCGACAUGGAAGCUGAUUUUCCAGGCACAUAUAAAUCCUCUCAUCAAUAUAUUGUUGUGUAGUUAUUGUGUUAAUUAAUUUUACAAUUAAAAUGAAAUAGGGUUGAUGAGGACAAAGUUGGGAAUAAGCAAUUUUAACGAGGACAAUUUUGUCCAAUCUUGUUGCUAUUAGAGGUUUUAUACCAACCAAACCUCAUACGAGAUAUGGUGUUAAGACAACAAUCAUGAUU